AUGAGCAGACCCACAAACAAGAGAGACAAACAAGAGCUGAGCGCCAACCGCGAAACGAUCACGGAUCUAAGGUGCGCCCGAAGUGCCUUGCAGUGCAUGCCACCAUGUUGCGUGCGUGUCAAGUUAACUCAGACCGUUGGAAGCUCCGCGACUUUGUUCUUGACAUGGACGCCUCUGGCGAAAAGCAAGAUUUUUCCAGCAGUCACCGUGUAUGCGGGUGCUGAUAAGCAAGCAACUCACGACUGGACCAUGUCGCUCGUUGCACUUUACGUGCUCGGGAUUCAAUUAGGAUUCCCUUCGACAAGGGUCUUGAAAGGGAGUGAUUGUGUUGCCGAGGUGGGUGAGAAGGGUGAUCAUCCAACUCAGUCUGCAGACGAUCGGCCCGAACCAAACAUACAGGCAAACCGGACACGAUUCUAG
Messenger RNA from Mycosarcoma maydis (corn smut), 420 nucleotides. RefSeq lists its product as uncharacterized. The record is from RefSeq and is a predicted model, not a curated record. The transcript has 2 exons. Bases 1 to 420 code for a protein of 139 amino acids. NCBI's taxonomy places the organism in Eukaryota, Fungi, Basidiomycota, Ustilaginomycetes, Ustilaginales.